Molecule: messenger RNA, 2109 nt
Organism: Macrosiphum euphorbiae (potato aphid)
Lineage: Eukaryota; Metazoa; Arthropoda; Insecta; Hemiptera; Aphididae
Source: the annotation of a GenBank genome assembly
AUGGCUGACUUAAAGAUUUUUGUCAUAGUAGUUAUGGUGUUGAUUGCUAAGGACGGUGCUUUUUCAUGUUCAUUGCGAAGUCAUAAACAUGGAUUAUCUCAUCCAUGUUUGCCUUCGACAUCAGAUUCUACUUCGAACUCACACCUCACACCUGUUUCGAAUACAAUAUCUUCCCCUUCUGAUACUUCGUUUAGCCCGAGUUCUAGUUCAUCGGGUGUCCAUGCAAAAGGUUCAGCCACAUCCUCUACACCAACCCUUGCUCCGGACACGUCUUCAUUGGGAUCAAUACCAUUUAUACCAACCACGCUGUCUGCACCUACUGAUAACACGGACAUCUUAAAUUCUAUAAUUCAACUUUUGUCGUCUCCAGCAUUUUCUACUUUACAUUCAGGUAAAACACAAACUUCUGAUAAAUCGAACCUGCCCUCUCCAUCUACACCAAAUGCCUCACAAUCGACUGCUUCCGUUUCAAAGCCACAUACAACAUCAUUACCAUGUGCCCCUGUCUCCGCCUCAAGUUCUUCUUCAAGUAUUUUACCUGCAAGUCCAUCAUGUGGAUCAGCCUCGUCAAUUUUGAACCCCGUUCAGAUUCCAAAGUUGCCAUAUUCAGAAUCAACACCGUCUUCCAGUACUAAUUCUGACUCCACAAAUAUUUUGACCAAGGUGUCAUCUUUAGUUGCAUCGCUUCCAUAUUUAUCUACUUCUAAACCAACGCCUUUGUCACUACCGUUUCCUUUAUUUACGCCAACGUUAAAUAAAAACGUAGUCCCAGGUAAAAAACCAUGUGCUAUAUUAUCUCACCCGGCCGUGCCCUCGUUGAGUGUAUUACCAGGUGUUCUGCUUGGCUCACCCUCGACAUCUAACCGUCCAGUUCCAGUACCAAUUUCUGAGAAAACUCCAGCACCAGUUCUAGAACACGAACCAGAAAUAGUACCGGAAGAAUUUCCAGCACCAAGUAAUGUGCCAGUUUCAAUACCAGUAACUUCAACGUCUACUCCAAAUUCAAUUCCUAGUUUUAAUCCAGCCUUUAUUAAUCUUUUACAUAAACUAUUAGUGGCCUCUCAAGCAAAAAAUGGGUCGUCUCUAAUACCAACUAAAACACAUGUCAAACCUACAAUUAACGCAACAUCAAUAUCGGAUCCAGAUAUAAAGUCCCAUAUCAUAUCACCUGCUUGUGAAACAUCGUCUAAGUCGUUAAGUUCUUGUCCAUCGAGUACAUUACAUAAUCAGUCAAAUGGUUCGAUUUAUCGUCUUCAACAUAUACUUAAGUCUAUGACAUCUCCACCUGUUUCAGGCAUAUCUUUUGGUUAUAAUCCAGAAUUUAUGAAACUUUUGAUUAAAAAUUUGUUAUCUAAUCAAACCUCUUCAUUACCUCCAUUGUCGUCAUUAUAUUCACUUCUUCAGACAAAAUUAAAUACCACUACAUAUGUUCCUCUCAUUCCGAAUCCAAUAACAACGUCUUCUACUAGUAGACCACUAUCUGAGUUAAAUCCCAAUAUAUUCAAUAUAUCGUCAAAUAAUACAUUUGAUUCAGCUCCUACCGGUUCCGACACCAAUCAAAAUACAUCCAUUAGUAAUGAUCAGUAUCAGUAUCUCACCAAUAUUUUAAUCAACCAUUUGACCUCUUCCAAUGCUUCAAAAACUUCUCUAUUUCCAUGUUUACCAUCAACAAACUCACAUUCCAUUUCUACAUUAAAUAGUACUCCAGUAUCAUCUGUUCCUUGUAUACCACCCUUCAGCUCAUUGCCAGAUAUUUUAAGCAAAUUGUCUAGUCUAACCCCCGGUUCAAAUCCAUCUUUUCCCGGUCUAAUCCCAAGUCCCAUUAUUACAUCGUUGCCAAAUGUAAAACCAUUUUCGGAGCAAGUACAAAAUUCAACUCCUAUACCAAUUCUAACACCUACCUCGUAUCCUUUAUCACCGACAUCGGAUAUUAACCCAUGCCGCUCGAAACAUAAAGGACCACUACAAUUGUCUAGUACGACAUCAACUGCUAUUGACCCAUACUUUCAGAAUGUUAUACGACCGCAUACACCACAUUUGCCAUUACCAUGCUCACUAUCUCAUACUAAAUUAAGUUCUGGUUGUAAACAUGUAUUACCUGCUGUAUAA